CAGGGAGAUGUCUCAUCCACCACCCCAAGCCAACACCAUCACCAUCAGGUCCAACAACACUACCUGCGAGAACAACCCAGAUCUCCUUCAACCAGAUUCUUACAAUUCCUGCACGCAUCCAAUCCUAAUCUCUUAAAAAUCACAAACCACCAUCCAAAUAAUAAUUGAAUCCGAAAAUGCUGACUCAAGUGCUAAUUUGUUAAACGAGCUUUGUCUUGGGUUCCUUUUGUCCUGGAGAUCAGUCAUCAUCAUCAUCGUCAUCAUCAUUGUCUUCUUCUUCUUCGUUGAAAUUGAUAGAUAUAAUUAAUAGCGUAGUGAGUUCUGAAAAUUUGAGAGAGAGGUGUAAGAAAUCGCAAUCUGAGUUUUUUUUUUUGGUUGCUUUUCCGACCGUGUUGGUUCUUGGGCAGAAAUUGAGGCAGCAGCGCAGAUGGGAAGGCUCAGGCUCCGGGUUACUCUACACAAGAUGCAGCAGCAAAAGUUUCUUGUAUAUGGUGGAUAGUUUUGCUAUUCUCUCUGCUACAAGGAAAUUUGAGGAAGACCCACAACGGUCCGAUUCAGAAUCUGUGUUUUGUAGCAUUUUAGCACAGAUGAAAGGAGGAUAUUACUCUAUAUUGAGAGGACGAGCUCUUUCUCUCACUCUGGCUGCCAUUGUUUUUACGACUCUAUUACUUUGGGCUUGGGAGAAAAGUCCUUUUGCCAAUACACUUUUUUUGACCCAAGAGCGAUUUUCAAUUUCCUCUUCAGAUUAUCAUGUGGAAACCUCUAACAAAUCCUCAAAUGCUAUGAGGACAAAUGGGAACAUUGAAGAGAAAGAGUCACGUUUGGUUAUAACAGAAGAAAUAAAUAAUGUAGUAGAGAAUUCAGGUCCUGUUCCAAUCAUUUCUACGCCUGCAUUCUUGCCUGAAAUGCAAAAUAGCGGUGGAAAUGUGACAUCCUCUUCAAAAACGAAAGUUUGCAACUAUGCCAAGGGCAGAUGGGUUGCAGAUAGCAGGCGGCCACUUUAUUCUGGUUCAGAAUGUAAGAUGUGGCUAUCACAAAUGUGGGCAUGUAGACUGACACAAAGAACUGAUUUCUCUUAUGAGGGAUACCGGUGGCAGCCAGAAAAUUGUAAAAUGCCUGAGUUUGAAAAGUCUUCAUUCUUGAGAAGGAUGAAGGACAAGACAAUUGCUUUUGUAGGAGAUUCAUUGGGUCGCCAGCAGUUCCAAUCUUUGAUGUGUAUGGCCACUGGUGGGAAGGAUAGUCCAGAAGUCCAAAAUGUUGGCUGGCAAUAUGGUCUUGUUAAAGCUCGUGGAGCUAUUCGUCCUGAUGGUUGGGCUUAUCGGUUUCCAAAGACCAAUACUACCAUCCUAUAUUACUGGUCUGCAAGCUUGUCCGAUCUAGUUCCCUAUGAUUCCUCUAACAAGACGAGUAAUGUUGCCAUGCAUUUGGACCGUCCGCCAGCUUUCCUGAGACGAUAUCUCCAUUGGUUUGAUGUAUUAGUUCUUAAUACAGGGCAUCAUUGGAACAGGGGGAAGCUUGUAGCAAAUCGGUGGGUGAUGCAUAUCGAUGGGAAGCCCAACAAGGAUGAGAAGCGUGCUGAAAUUGGAAAUGCCAAGAAUUUUACUGUGCAUAGUAUUGUUAGGUGGGUUGAUUCACAGCUUCGGUCACAUCCCCACCUCAAGGCUUUCUUUAGGACAAUUUCUCCGAGACAUUUCUUUAAUGGUGAUUGGAACACUGGGGGCACCUGUGAUAAUACCACUCCGUUGUCUGGUGGAAGUGAAGUUGUUCAAGACGGAUCAAGAGAUCCGGUAAUUGAGGCUGCUCUAAGGGGAACGAAGGUAAAGAUUUUGGAUAUCACAGCAUUGUCAGAACUGAGGGAUGAGGGUCACAUAUCUCGUUACAGUUUUAGAGGAACCCCGGGUGUAAACGAUUGCUUGCAUUGGUGCCUACCCGGAAUUCCAGAUGCAUGGAAUGAAAUACUCAUUGCACAGAUAUAAGCUCCAUUGGAUCAUACGAGUGAACACCUUGAAAAUGAAGACGCUAUUCUUUAUGGUCUAAACGAGACCAAUUGUUCUGUUGUAUAAUUCUUCACGAAACCUUUUUGCUGAUUGUAGAAUAGGCCGAAACCUUAGUCUCGAUUCUUUUUCUCAUUUUAACAUGGGAGUGGAAUUCUUCAAUACAGGGCUUUUUUUUUUUUUUUUUUUUUUUUUUGUUUUUUAGGAAAAUUUUUUGGGUAUACAAGUAUAUGAGUUCCAUUUUUACCGAAGAGAUUAUUAGAAGAAAUACAGGAUCUCAGUGAUCUUUGCAUA
Ziziphus jujuba (common jujube) is the source of this 2288-nucleotide messenger RNA. RefSeq names its product protein trichome birefringence-like 14. Lineage: Eukaryota; Viridiplantae; Streptophyta; Magnoliopsida; Rosales; Rhamnaceae. The record is from RefSeq and is a predicted model, not a curated record. The coding region runs from base 489 to 1976 and encodes 495 amino acids. Gene Ontology annotation, molecular function: acetyltransferase activity. The transcript has 5 exons. Gene Ontology annotation, biological process: xyloglucan metabolic process; xylan biosynthetic process; plant-type secondary cell wall biogenesis. Gene Ontology annotation, cellular component: Golgi apparatus.